Molecule: messenger RNA, 660 nt
Organism: Mugil cephalus (flathead mullet)
Lineage: Eukaryota; Metazoa; Chordata; Actinopteri; Mugiliformes; Mugilidae
Gene: ndufb10
Product: NADH:ubiquinone oxidoreductase subunit B10
Exons: 4
Coding region: 96-611 (171 amino acids)
Source: RefSeq, a predicted model, not a curated record
CCGUGUCUUCUGCGCAUGCGCGCCCUCCAAAGGCGAGCUCUCGAGGUCGAGUUGUGGGAUUUCUCUGGUGCAGGAUACAGAAAAAAGGAGGCGAAAUGCCUGAAGACUACAAUAAAGGAGCCUACCCCGAGCCUCCUCAGCAGACUCCGGUCAUAGAAAAACAAACGGCGGUGCCCAACCCUUUAGAAAUUGUGACUAAAGUCUUCUAUUACGCCGUGGACCUGCCUGUCACCACCUUUAGAGACACUUUUGAAAGCAUUCGGGCUAAAAAUAGGCCGGUCUACUAUCACCAGAGGUUCCGCCGUGUCCCGGACCUGACUGAGUGCCAGGAGGGCGAUUACGUCUGCUACUAUGAGGCGGAGAUGCAGUGGAGGAGAGACUUUAAAGUGGAUCAGGAGAUUGUGAAGGUGAUCCAGGAGCGUAUGAAGGCCUGCUACCAAAGAGAAGGGGCCAGCGCAGAGCAGAACUGUGCCUAUGAACUCAAGCAGUUCAACGAUGUGACCAGGAGCUACCAGUUGCGCUAUGGGGACCUGGGAGCUUACGCCAGUGGGAGAAAAUGUUUAAUGAAGCAAAAAGAGCGAAUGAUUGCAGCUCAGGCCCAGAGUGCUUAAAAAGUUCCGUCUUCUGUAAUAAUUGUAAAAUAAAGUUUAUGGUACAUGA